AUGCCCUGGGCUGUGCUCCUCGGCCUCCUGGCCGCGCUGCUGCUGCUGCUGCUGCUGACCCGCCGGCGCACGCGGCGACCUGGGGAGCCUCCGCUGGACCGGGGCAGUAUCCCCUGGCUGGGCCAUGCUCUGGAGUUUGGAAGAGAUGCUGCCAGCUUCCUCACGAGGAUGAAAGAGAAACACGGCGACAUCUUUACCGUGCUGGUGGGCGGCAGGUAUGUCACCGUUCUCCUGGACCCCCAUUCCUACGACUCGGUGGUGUGGGAAGCUCGCACCAAGCUGGACUUCCAUGCCUAUGCCAUCUUCCUCAUGGAGAGGAUCUUUGAUGUGCAGCUUCCGCAUUACAGCCCCAGCGACGAAAAGGCCAGGAUGAAGCCGACACUGCUGCACAGAGACCUCCAGGCGCUCACGGAAGCCAUGGAUACCAACCUCCGCACCGUCCUGCUGGGUGACGCCACAGAGGCAGGCGAUGGCUGGCACGAGAUGGGGCUCCUUGAUUUCUCCUACAACUUCCUGCUCAGAGCCGGCUACCUGACCCAGUACGGAGUGGAGGCACUGCCCCGCACCCCGCAGAGCCAAGCCCAGGACCGUGCCCACUCGGCCGACGUCUUCCACACCUUCCGCCAGCUCGACCUGCUGCUCCCCAAACUGGCGCGCGGCUCCCUGUCAGUGGGCGAUAAGGACCGUGUGAGCAGGGUCAAAGGUCACCUGUGGAAGCUGCUGUCCCCAACCAACCUGGCCACCCGGGCCCACCGGAGCACAUGGCUGGAAAGUUACCUGCUACACCUGCAGGAGAUGGGAGUGUCAGAAGAGAUGCAGGCCCGAGCCCUGGUGCUGCAGCUCUGGGCCACGCAGGGAAACAUGGGUCCAGCCACCUUCUGGCUCCUGCUCUUCCUCCUCAAGCAGCCGGAAGCCCUGGCCGCUGUCCGUGAGGAGCUGGAGGGCAUGCUCCGGAGUGCAGAGCAGCCUGUCUCCCAGAUGACCGCGAUCCCACAGAAGGUUCUAGACAGCAUGCCUGUGCUCGACAGCGUGCUGAGCGAGAGCCUCCGGCUCACCGCGGCGCCCUUCAUCACACGUGAGGUUGUGGUGGAUCUGGCCUUGCCCCUGGCAGAUGGGCGGGAGUUUUCUCUGCGACGUGGGGACCGCCUCCUCCUCUUCCCCUUCCUGAGUCCCCAGAAGGAUCCAGACAUCUACACAGACCCAGAGAAAUUUCAAUACGACCGAUUCCUCAACGCUGAUGGAACAGAGAAGAAAGACUUUUACAAGGAUGGGAAACGGCUGAAGAAUUACAACAUGCCAUGGGGCGCGGGGCUCAACCAGUGCCUGGGCAGGAGUUACGCCAUCAACAGCAUCAAACAAUUCAUGGUCCUGGUGCUGAUGCACUUGGACCUGGAGCUGGUCAGCCCGGAGGCGGAGAUCCCGGAGUUUGACCUGAGCAGAUACGGCUUCGGUCUGAUGCAGCCGGAACACGAUGUGCCCAUCCGGUACCGCGUGCGGCCAUGAGGUCCUGGACAGACCAGGCCUCCACCCAGCCCUCACCCACUCUCUCCGCUUCCUGUGACCAGUUUUGCCUGAGGGGCAGCCCUGUAAACACCCUAUUGCCUGCUUUUUGGCUAGAAGGCUAGGGGGGUGGGGGGAGGGAAGGAGGGGACUGAGAGAAGGCGAACCCAGGAAAGACAUGGAGAGCGUUGGACUAUUUGCUGCCCAACGUUAGUUCCAAGAUCAGAAUCUGGCCUCUCCCACAAGCCUCGCUCCUCCUCACGUCUUAGGAAGGCGACACAAGUCCACACAAGUGCAUGCAGACAGAGCCAAACUAGGAGUUGUCACUGCCCCCUGGCUCCCAAAGGGUGACCUUCUAACCACUUCACUGGUGCGGUCUGGGCCUCAGCCAAUCAGAGCAGAUGCCGACCAGCAAAUGCUAGCAGGGGGACCUAGCAGUGUGUCCUUUGAAACCAGCUCCACUCCCAAUGACUAUUAGUCCAGCUAAAGCCAGGGAAGCCCCCUUAAAAUAGUCACUGCCUCCAUGCCCCACCUUCUGGCCAUGUCUUCUCACCUCUGCUGCUUGGGAAAAUGCAGGCUCUUCUGGGGCUGGUUCAUCAGGAGACAACACGGGGCUCCAAGGAGUAGCCUCCCCUUUCCUGGCAUGAGCUGACGUCACCUAAUUCAUGGUGACCCCACACACAGCGGGGACCCCGAGGCUUCUCACAGGCUGAUAUUGCAGAGUCCCAGGCCUGUCCUCCCACCCUGUCUUAGUCUGAAACCUGCUCAGUCCUGUAGCCGCCCGCCAGCCUCCACGGGCUGUUUGUGGAUCAUCAGCUGGGAACUUCCCCCCAGUGUGGAAGGCGACUCCAGGGCUGUAUCUCAGGUAGGAACACUGAGGCAGGCACAGCCCUGAUGCCCGCUGAGGAGGGACCAGCCAAGUUCAGGAGGAGGAGUUGAAGGUUUCUUGCCCAACAGCCCUAGCGGCAUAGCAGUUACCAGUUGGGCUGCAACCCUCAAAGUCAGCAGUUCAAAACCACCAGCCAUUCCUCGGGAGACAGACCCGGCUUUCUACCCCUGUACAGCGUGACGGUCUCCGAAGCUCACCGGUCUACUGUGCUCUAUAGGGUGGCCAUGGGUCCACAUGGAAAUCAUUUGCCCUCUAGCACCACCUGUGGGCAUGAGCUUUGUUUGACCAUUGCUUAAUUUUUUUUUUAAAGGAGUCUUGGUGGUAUAAUGGUUACUUGUUGGGCUGCUAACCACAAACUCGGU
Molecule: messenger RNA, 2751 nt
Organism: Echinops telfairi (small Madagascar hedgehog)
Lineage: Eukaryota; Metazoa; Chordata; Mammalia; Afrosoricida; Tenrecidae
Gene: PTGIS
Product: prostaglandin I2 synthase
Exons: 10
Coding region: 1-1503 (500 amino acids)
Biological process (GO): prostaglandin biosynthetic process
Molecular function (GO): heme binding; prostaglandin-I synthase activity; oxidoreductase activity, acting on paired donors, with incorporation or reduction of molecular oxygen
Source: RefSeq, a predicted model, not a curated record